AUGUUAAUGCCUCCAGCACCUACACAAUUAUUAACAAUUCAUCAAACUGGGCAACCAGCUCCAACAUCCGCAUCACCAAGUUUAUCGCCAUUAACAUCAUCAUCACCGCCAUCAACUCAAACAGAUCCAUCGUUAACGGAUAAUCCAGAAUAUUUAUCACAAUUAUUAAAAGAUAAAAGACAAUUAGCUGCAGUACCCAAUAUGUUUAUGCAUAUUGAACGAUUACUUGAUCAAGGCUAUACGCGUCCAAAAAUGGAAUUACCUGAACCGAAUGGAGAAAAGAAAAUUUUUCAAGAAAAAGUAUUUAUUCCGGUGCAACAACAUCCUGAAUUUAAUUUCGUUGGCCGUAUAUUGGGUCCACGAGGAAUGACUGCAAAACAACUUGAAGCCGAUACAGGUUGUAAAAUAAUGGUUCGAGGUCGGGGGUCAAUGAGAGAUAAACAAAAAGAAGAUCAAAAUCGAGGUAAAGCUAAUUGGGAACAUUUAGAUGAAGAUCUUCAUGUAUUAAUACAAUGUGAGGAUCAUGAAAAUCGUGCAUUAGUUAAAUUAGAACGUGCUAAAGAAGAAAUUAUGAAAUUAUUAAAACCAGCCGCUGAAGGUGAAGAUGAUUUAAAAAAGAAACAAUUAAUGGAAUUAGCUAUUAUUAAUGGAACAUAUCGUGAACCAAAUUUAUUUCAAAAAAAAUUACAACAAUUACAAUUUCCAAAUAAUCGAAUGCCAAUAGGUGCACCAUUAAUUUUAACACCACGUAUGCAACAAAAUCUUUUAGCAGCACAAAUUCAAUCAGGUGCUGCACCAGCUAUGUUUACUACAACAACUACUCAAACACAACCAACAUUAGCUACUGUUCAACAAGCUUCACUUAUUCAAACAACAUCAGCAAAUGGUGAACAAAAUUUUGUUCAAGUAUUUGCACCAUUACAAACACUUGAUCAAAUGGGUGGAAUGAUUGCAGGUGGUACACAUUUAUUUGAAUAUCCAACACAUAUUGAUCCAAGUCAAGCAGCUUUUCCAUUUUUGACCGCUCCUACAGCCACAACACCAGCAGCAUCAGCAUCAGCAGCAGCAUCUUCAGAAUUUUCAACAACAUCAGCAUUCACACAAUCAGUCUAUGUAUCAAAAAAUUCCUAA
Molecule: messenger RNA, 1131 nt
Organism: Rotaria sp. Silwood1
Lineage: Eukaryota; Metazoa; Rotifera; Eurotatoria; Philodinida; Philodinidae
Source: the annotation of a GenBank genome assembly